UCAAAUGAAAGGCUGAUAAAUGACAAAUUGCGAGUGGAUUCAGGAAUUGUGACAACUAAUUAAUGGGAAGAGUAUAACUUUAGUGAUUAAUAAAUAUUGUUAAUAAAAUACAAAGAUGAAUAAUGCAAUGAAAGUGAUUAGCAGUUCUCGUGUUUUCGCCAGAAACAUUACUACAACUGCUAGAAGAGAAGUCCAAGAAAGACCUUCAGCCAAAUUCCAAAAACUAAAAGAAAAUCAACAAAGGUUCCAGGUUGAAGAUGGUGUCCCAGUGUAUUUGAAGAAAGGUGCACCUGAUAAAAUGCUGUUUCAAGCAACAACAGGCUUGCUAUUUGUAGGACUAGCAAUGACAUUCAAAACAUUCUGGGACCUCUCUUUUGGUAAAUCAUGGGGAGCAGGAGGCUAAAUAAUGUAAUGUUAUAAUACUGAACUUUUAAUGUUCAUUGAACUUUAAUUCAGGAACUUUUUGUAGUCAACUAUAAUAAAUUAUUAAUAGCU
This is a messenger RNA of Agrilus planipennis (emerald ash borer), 495 nucleotides long. RefSeq lists its product as uncharacterized. The transcript has 3 exons. The record is from RefSeq and is a predicted model, not a curated record. Lineage: Eukaryota; Metazoa; Arthropoda; Insecta; Coleoptera; Buprestidae. Gene Ontology annotation, biological process: regulation of oxidative phosphorylation; mitochondrial respirasome assembly; mitochondrial electron transport, cytochrome c to oxygen. Bases 116 to 403 code for a protein of 95 amino acids.